AUGGCUGCUCCACCUUGGCCCUCUCCAACAAAGACAUGGCAUGACGACACAUAUCCGGCCAUCGAUCCAACCCGCCCAGAGCUCAGCUUAGCUGGCAAGACGGCAGUUAUCACUGGCGGCGGUAUUGGCAUCGGCGGAGCUAUUGCCCAAUCAUUCGCUAAAGCAGGCAUUUCUCAUCUUGCCUUGAUCGGGCGACGGCUCCAAGUUUUGGAAGAGAAGAAAGCCCAAAUUGCCAUUAUUAAUCCUCAAACAGAAGUUCUGCUGCUCCAAGCAGACAUUGCCAACCAAGAGCAGAUCCAAAGGGCCUUUGAAACCGUGAAAUCCACGUUUGGAGAGCCAAAAAUUCUCGUUAACAAUGCUGCGUACUUUGAUGGAACAGUUUCGGUGCUGAAGGAUAGUGUCGAUGACUGGUAUCAAGCCUUCGACAUCAACGUCAAAGGCAGCCUUCACGUCGCCAGAUCUUUCUUAUCUGUCGCAGCACCGUCACCUAGAAUACUUAAUGUUUCUAGCGGACAGGCUCAUCUAGACGCCAAACUGUUCCCAGGAAUGUCAGCCUAUCUGUCGUCCAAGAUGGCGCAGCUCCGUAUGUUUGAGGCCAUACAAGUCGAGCGGCCGGAUGUGGUGAUUGUGAGCUGCCAUCCAGGGCGAGUGAUGAGCGAAAUGUCAGCUAAGAUUGGUAGGAAGAAGGGCAUUGAUACUCUUGACCUUUCGGGCGAUUUCGGUGUUUGGGCCGUCAGUGACGAGGCUACAUUUCUCAAGGGUAGAAUGGCGUGGGUCAAUUGGGACGUCACCGAGCUCAAGGAGAAGAAGGAUGAGAUUAUAAAUGAUAACUUGCUCAUAGUUUCUCUUGGUGGCUGGCCGUUCAAGGAGUAG
Molecule: messenger RNA, 873 nt
Organism: Trichoderma atroviride IMI 206040
Lineage: Eukaryota; Fungi; Ascomycota; Sordariomycetes; Hypocreales; Hypocreaceae
Cellular component (GO): cytosol
Molecular function (GO): oxidoreductase activity
Source: RefSeq, a predicted model, not a curated record